This is a messenger RNA of Cydia amplana, 913 nucleotides long. Its product is annotated as enoyl-CoA delta isomerase 1, mitochondrial-like. The transcript has 4 exons. Gene Ontology annotation, cellular component: mitochondrion. Gene Ontology annotation, biological process: fatty acid beta-oxidation. NCBI's taxonomy places the organism in Eukaryota, Metazoa, Arthropoda, Insecta, Lepidoptera, Tortricidae. The coding region runs from base 38 to 883 and encodes 281 amino acids. The record is from RefSeq and is a predicted model, not a curated record.
CUUCAGUAGAUGUUCUAUUUUCAAACUACUUUUCAGAAUGUUUCCUUUGAGGCAACUGGCCAGGCAUGCUACCAGGGUUUUGCCAGCAUGCCGGCCUAUGUCAGCGUCAGCCGGGCCGAUGGUGGAUGUGGCUGACGAUGGGGGUAUCGCUGUGAUGACACUACAGCGGGCGCCGGUCAACAGCCUCAACCUUGACCUACUGCAAGCCAUGAGCAAAGCACUCGAUGAUGUGGCUAAAAACAAACCCAAAGGCAUGAUUUUGACUUCAGCAUCUCCAACUGUAUUUUCAGCAGGUCUGGACAUCAUGGAGAUGUACAAACCUGAUCUGAAGAGGGCGGAGCAAUUUUGGACAACCCUCCAAGAAGUAUGGAUUAAGCUCUUCGGUUUCAAAUUUGCCACCGCUGCAGCUAUUAAUGGUCACGCUCCGGCAGGUGGUUGUCUCUUAGCCAUGUCCUGCGAAUACCGUGCCAUGGUCGGCGGCAAGUACACCAUAGGCCUCAACGAGACUGCCCUGGGCAUUGUGGCUCCGCUCUGGUUCAUGGAUACCAUGUGCCACACCAUUAGGACAAGGGAUGCUGAGUUGGCUCUUACAACUGCUAAGCUGUUUACCGUAGAUGAAGCUUUGAAGGUUGGUCUAAUUGACGAAACAGCUUCAGAUAAAGCCGAUGCCAUAGACAAAUGCAAGAAGUUCAUAAAGAAGUUCGACAGGAUCCCACCACUGGCCCGCACUAUGACUAAGCUCAAAAUCAGGCAAGGACCGCUGUCUCACAUGCAGAAGAUCAGACAGGCAGACACACAGGAGUUCCUGGCUUUCCUGCAGAACCCUCAGGUGCAGCAGGCGCUGGAAAUGUACAUCCAGAGCUUGAAGGCGAAGGCCAAGUAAAUAUUUAAACAAAUUUAUACAUAAAAAAUC